AUGGUCUAUUUUGGUCUAAGAGGAAGAAGCCUCAAUAUCGUGAUCAGUGUGGUCGCUGCAACUGCCUUCGCGUUGCAGGGCUAUGAUCAGUCUGUCAUGAACGGUCUAGUAACUCUGCCAACAUUCCUGGACCGAUUCCCCGAUAUGAAGCAACUAAUUUGCUCGCGACAAUUAGGCACGGUCGUAGCAAUCUAUGAAGUUGGAUGUGCACUCGGUGCUUUCUCCUGCGCUUUCCUCGGAGACAUCCUCGGUCGUCGCCGUACCAUUUUCACGGCAGGCUGUACUGCAUUGGUCGGAAUUAUUCUGCAGGCAACUCCCUUUAGUCUGGGACAGCUGAUUGUAGCUCGAAUCAUCACUGGACUCGGUGUUGGUGCCCUCACUGCGACCAUCCCCAUGUGGGUGUCUGAAUGUUCUGAUGCCAGCAACCGUGGUCGCCGGGUCCUGCUCCAAGGAUUCUUUGCUAUCGGUGGUCUCACGCUGGCUAGCUGGAUCGAAUUUGGCCUCUAUUUCAUCAAGGAUAGCGAGGUCAAUUUCCGUUUCCCGAUUGCCUUCCAGGGCUUCUUUGUCUUGAUCUUCACCUCAACUGUCCUGUUCCUGCCCGAGUCGCCACGUUGGCUGGUCAAGAAAGACCGAGUCGAAGACGCCAAUGCUGUCAUGUGUGCUCUGGAAGAUAUGCCCGAAGACUCAGAGGUUGUCAACAUGGAGAUGCAGAUAAUCCAGGAAACUUUCCAGGAGGAGCGACGCGAUUCCAGUUCUAUCUUCCACAUGAGCCCAGAACGCCAAUUCCACCGUGCUUGUCUUGCCAUUGCUGCCGCCGUUUUGGCCCAAAUGACUGGUAUCAACAUUGUUACGUUCUAUUCAACGCAGAUCUUCGAGACUCAGCUGAAGUACAGUGCUAUCGAUGCACGAAUUUUCUCCGGCUGCAUUCAGAUUUGGCAAUUCAUUUCCGCUGGUAUUGCAGUGCUACUGAUCGACCGAUUCGGACGACGAAAGCUCUUGAUGGCAGGAGCACUGGGAAUGACCAUUGCCCAGGCGGCCCUAUGCGGGCUGAACUCGGACCUCACUAACCCUGCGGCGGGCAAGGCAGCUAUCUUCUUCUUCUUCUGGGCCAUGUUCUGGUUCCCCGUCGGCCAUCUUCUCAUCCCAUUCAUGUACGCGGCUGAGAUCGCACCUCUCUCCAUUCGUCACAAGGUCACUGCUAUCAGUGCAUGCUCCAACUGGCUGUUCAACUUCUUGAUUGCCGAAGUUACUCCCCACGCCAUGAAGAACAUUGGCUGGAGGUACUACAUCGUCUAUACUUGUAUCAGUGCCUUUGCUUUCGUGGUCCACUAUUACUUCUUCCCCGAGACGAAGGGCCGCACCCUCGAAGAGAUUGAUGAGAUCUUCAUUCGAUCCAAGUCAAUCUUUGACCCCGUUCGUGUAGAGAAGGCCUUGCCUCACGGUGGUCUCGUUGGAAUGGAGCGUCUCCAAGACGAAGAGAAGCACGCUGCUGUUCAUGCCGAGAAUGUUUAG
Messenger RNA from Penicillium daleae, 1512 nucleotides. RefSeq names its product sugar porter family MFS transporter. The transcript is spliced from 3 exons. Bases 1 to 1512 code for a protein of 503 amino acids. Gene Ontology annotation, biological process: transmembrane transport; carbohydrate transport. Gene Ontology annotation, molecular function: carbohydrate:proton symporter activity. Lineage: Eukaryota; Fungi; Ascomycota; Eurotiomycetes; Eurotiales; Aspergillaceae. The record is from RefSeq and is a predicted model, not a curated record. Gene Ontology annotation, cellular component: membrane.